UGAAAAAGCACAACAUGUGGAGUCAAAAUAUCAAAAUUGGAUUUCUUGUUCUUGUUAUUUAAGCUACGCAGUGUACGCAUUCAGUUUGAGAUUACUGCAGUAUUGCUCUAGAUUAUAAACACAUUUGAUUGAGAGUGUAGAGUGUAGACCAUGCCUUCAGUUUAGAUCUGUUGGUACAAAGUCAUUGACUGGAUCGCUGUACUAACAUGAAGGCCAACAACUUCAGGGAGCAGGUGUCCUUGAUCACUACAUGGUUCCUGGAGUGGAACGAGUGCGAACAGACUGUGGCGCUGUACUCACUGUUGAAGAAAAGUUCACCCAUCCAGGCCAAGUUUUUGGACCAGGUGAUACAGCAGUCACUGGCGGAUUGCACGGAAGUUAAGCAGUUGGAGGCUAAAGCAAACGAUGAAGCCUACGUGAGGAGCCUGUACAACGGUGAGCGCGAGAUCGUCAUCCACCAGCUGCUUCAGCUGUUGCCGCUGCUGCAGGCGGGCAAGUACACGGUGAAGAAGGCGUACCUGCAGCUGAUCCACGAGCUGCUCAGCCACACCAUCAAGAACGGCGUGAACAUCGAGGAGAGCCGGCAGCUGCUGUCCUACUCGCUCAUCCACCCGGCCAUCAACACGGAGGAGCGCUCCAACUUCCAGAACUGGCUCGGCUGCCUCGACGAGCGCUUCACCAACAGCGUCUCGCUCAGCAGCGGCAGCACGACCAGCUCGGGGAACUUCACCGGCAACCUGAACGUCGGGCACACCCAGAGCCACAGCCCGUCCCCGGGCUCCUCGUCACAGCAUUCCAUGGCCCACCUCUCCCCGGAUCUAUCCCUCUCGCAGGAGUACAUCAACGUGCCGGCCAACGCCCCAGGCAUGCAGCACCCGACACAGUCCCACGGGCACAGCUCCCCCUCCCCCAUCAUUGGGUCUGGCGGCCACGCCUCGUGGCACCAGGGACACUACGCCAAUUUCGACGCCAGCGCCGCCAUUAACCCCUCGACGCCCAACGGAGAUACUUCCGGGUGCGCUCAGUACGUUUCGAACGGACACAUGACAGUGCGGGUGACGAACAGCCAUGCUGGUGCCUUUGGUCCGUCACACGGGCAUAUGCCUCUUCAUGCCACGUCAUCGGCUCCUCCAAAUUUUAAUUCAAUGUUGCCAUCUGGACCUAACACUCAAGUUCAAGCCAACAACAAGAAUUCCCAUGCUCCCUUAACACGAACCCACUCUAUAACCCCACCAGUGCGACUCCAGACCUCCGACAAAACCGUAUCGGACUGGCUCAAAACCAACCACCACCACCACUCACACCCCAUCCUCCCUCCCCGACCACAACAGUACGCUGACCACGGCCCGCUGUCCCCGCAGAGUUCCGUGUCGUCCAGCAGCGGGGGGAGCGAGUCCCACCACGACGAUGGACCCCAGCCUAGCCGGGACAGUUUCCUUGAGGAAGGGAGCGGCAUGAGGGAGGUCCCAGUUUGGUUGAAAACCCUUCGCCUACACAAGUAUGCUUAUUUAUUCAGACAGAUGACCUAUGAGGAAAUGCUUGGUGUCACUGAAGAUUGGUUAGAACAACAGCAUGUAACUAAAGGUGCUCGGCACAAAAUUUAUAUCAGUAUUGAGAAGCUCAGAGAAAGACAAGAUGUCCUCCGCAAGUUAGAGAAGAGUGUAGUGGACGAAGGAGGAAAUAUAAAAACUGCUUUGGGUGAGAUGAAAGCCAUGCUGAACACACCAAUCAAAGCGUUCAACUCCAGCCACAACUUGCUGGCCUCCGCCAUGAACAACCCUGCCUACAGGACCACUCUUUCCUCAUCCCCACAAUCUCCCUCGGGGGAUGAUGUUGUAGAGGGGGACCUCCCUGCUCAGUUUUGUAGACUCAUGAGUAAAGUAUGCACACAACUGCUGGUAGCCUCCCGUCCUGAUGAUGAAUGUUUCCAAAUAUACCUUCAGCUUAUUGAUAAGUGCCUAAACCAUGAAGCAUUCUCAAACCGUCAAAAGAAGUUAUUGCAGUCAUGGAAACAGUCUGCCCAGAAAAUUUGGCAGCCUCCCCCUCAGAAAUAUGGAGACAGAUUUCGUAACAAACCCCCAUAUGUCAACACAUUCCCUAUCGGUUCUGGUUCUUCACUGGGUGGACGUAUCAUGCCCCGCACUAACCGCAUACCUGUGCCCCCUUACAGUCAGCCUCAGCAGUGGAGCUUUGGGACCAAAAGGUCCAUUGUGGGUGGGGGCUGCGGAGGGGGGAGUAACGGUGGGCACAUGCCAGUCAUGAGAAACAGUUCACUCAACACUUCCUACCUGAACAAGCCAGGUCUCCUUGAGCAAACUAAACAACCCAUUUCGAGAACUCAUUCUGCUCCAACAAACAGGCCCUUGGCUGUCCCUGUGCAAGGUUGUGAGAAUGCAAAUGAUACUGAAAUCAAUGCUCGCCUUGACUCUCUCUGCAUUAGUAUGACAGAACAUGCACUGGGAAAUUCAGACACCAAUGACAGAGGCUCUGUGUAUUAAAAGUGGGCUAAGGAGGUCUCUAAUCCACCGAUAGUUUAUUGUCCUGUUUGUUGUUGGUGUGACCAGAAGGAUUAGGGUAGAGUUCAGGGGAUUCCCCCAAGAUGUUCACCGCAUGUGUAAGCAGGAGAUUAGCACAGGGGAUUGUUUUAGAGGAGUUACUAACCACUUGUGCACUGAUGUGUGACCAGGACUUUACCAUCUGUGUAUUAGGGUUUACUGUUUGGGUUUUAGUAGUGUGUGUAGAAUUGUUUUUUAUCAGUUGGGGGUCUGUUAAAAAAAAAGAUAACUUGAGGAAUUUUGAGAUUUGUCCAGUUAAUUUUUAUUUUCAAAAUUUUAUUUCGUGGAUUGAAAUUUGUUGGUUAAGAAUCCUUUACUACCAUCAGGAAGUUGUUUUUGAAAUGAAUGUAAAACCAUUUAGACUAUAUUGUUUUAUAUAUUGCAUUGAAAAGAAAACAAAAGGUAGUAUUUGUAAUGGUUUUACCUACAUAAUAUGUGCAAAGUUUUAUUGUAAUAGUUGUUUAUCAGUUUUUGUGAUGAACUUUUGUCAACCCUUAUAUGACCUAUAUUACAAUGUUGGUUUUGAGAAUCAUAAUAUAGGAUCUUGUUUACUGUAGUCUUUUUUUUUCCAUUCUGGUAUUUAACAUGCAAAUUAGCAACUUUGGUGAUGAUGUCUGAUUUUAUUGCUCUUUAAAUUUGGUUGUAAUGCAUUAUUUUUGUUACUUGUACAUUUGAACUGUGUAUAUAUUUGUAUAACCUUUAGAACUUGUGAGGUUAUCUCCACUUGGCAGCAAAGAUUUACAACCCUUUAAAGAAAAAGGUUACUAAGUGCUAAUUUUUUUCCUCCCCCUGAAUAUUCUUUAAAAUUGUAUUUUGAUUUUGUAAUCUGCUACAUUUACUUUGAUGGCUUAGGUUAUUCUGUAUUACUUUGAUGAUUUUAGUUUUCGUCUGUCUUUGCCUUGAAAAAGAUUUUUUUCACUGUGUGACCUGUUUGGCCACAUCAUCCAUGACUGCUGCCUGAUUAAAAAGAAAAAUAUCCUUGCUAAUCUUCUGUCUACAAAUUUCAUCUUUUCUUAAGGUCUUUUAUUUAUAUGUUUUAAAAAAAAACAACAUCUGAUUGUAAGUGUAUGAAUAUAAUCAAGCCACUGGAUGGGAACAAAAUGGCUGCAUUUAAAUCAAUGAGCUAAAUUGAUGGUGAUGCUGUUUACAAUGAUCACCCAAUAUUUGUGUGAAAUUAUGUCUGUUAAACAUGUCAGUGACGUGUGAAAGUGUCUGGGUAUCUGCCUCUGAACAAGAAACCUUCAGCCGAGGUUUAAUUUUUAUAUUAGGUUUAAAAGGGAAAAAAUGGAAUGUGUCUGAAACUGGUAAAAGUGAGAUGUAAAUGCGGUCCUACUUUUUAUGGUACAUGAAUCUCAUUGAUAUGCAUCUUGUUGGUUGUGAGAGUAUGAACAAAAAUGUUGCUUUUGUAAAUGGAAUAGUUACAGGUUUACAAGUGUGUAAGUAGGGGUGUGUGCGCCUAAGGUAAUCUGCUGAUAUAGAUGCUAGUUAAAUUCAUCAGGCUCAUUUUGAGAAAAUAAUUGUUUAUUUUUUUAUUAGUAAGUUAAAAAUUGUUUUGAGUUAAUUUGACUGUAAUUUUUUUUGUAUUGCUGUGUUGGCAUUAAUCAGACAUUUGUGUUUUCAAAGUUGCCAAAUUUGCUACCAAUUUUUAGAUUAAUUUUUUAUAGCUUUGUAACAGUUAUACACAGAAUUCUCUGUACAGCUUUGUCAGUGAUUGAAAAUAUUUAGACCUUUCUUUAACAAUGUGGAAAAAAAUUCAUUAAUGUAUAUUGGUGAAUGAUUAUAUAGGGUUAAAACUUAGUUUUGUUUUUAAAAAAAUAUUUUAAAAAUUACCAUUGCAUUCAUUUGAGGUAAUGAAAUGUGUAAUAUAUUUUAAAGAUGAGAAUCAAUUACAUUUUUAGAAUUGAAGAAUUUUUUUUCUCUGAAGCCAUGCUUUAGUUAUAUGUUUUUAAACUGUCGGAUAGCAUGGUUUUUUUUUUUUUUACAACAAGGUAUUUUUAUAGGUCUAUAUUGGCAACUAUCUUCUCUUGUGGAGAAUGGAAUGAUGUAUGUAUAUUUUGAUUAUGAGAGGACAAUACAUAUCUUCUAAAAACCAUUGUGGAUUCAUUGGUGUAUGUGGAUGCGUAACGCAUCAAGUGAAAUCUUUAGUGCUUUUUUUUAUUGUGAGGGUCAAGUAUUUUUUUUUAAUUUUAAUUUUUUCUGGAAUUCAAACAAGAAAUUUUAUAAGCAAUUCUAGGCCAUUGUAACCUGAUCAAUACAAUAUCUUCUUUAAGUGAUUUUAUUGAAGAGCAUGUUUAUACAUAAUUAGAAUUGGUGUCAAAACUCGUACACCUUUAGUUUGUUCUUAUAAAAUACACAGUAUCAGGAUAGGUUAUAAAGGAUAAGAAAAUUUCAAGUUAUUUUUUAAUGGUUCUAUUAAUAGAUUCAAUUUCAUGUUCUAUUAAAUGAAGAUAAAACAACUAAGCCUAGCAAUGUUAGGUUGUUUUUUUUUUUUAAUCCAUGUUGCCUUUUUUAAAAUCUUGGAUAAUUCUGCCUAUUUUUUUAACAGAAUCUUGUGUGCUGGUUCACACAUUUUACUGACAAUUUUUUUUUAGUCCAUAAUAAAUUGUCAUAAUUGAUUUUUAAAAUAUUGUUUUUUUUUUAUCUUCUCACACUGUUGUGUGUGGUGGCAGGGUGUAAAGUUCUCUCCCUUAGUCAAGAACCUGCUCUAUGCAACAUUCUGUAUCAAGUGUCCAUUUAUUUAAGAACCAUUAUAAAAUUAAAUAUCCAGAAAAUUGCAUUAUAAAGAUAAUUUUUCAGGUAGAUAAUGCUAAAAAUAAUUCUUGCUUUGUAAUUUAAGUUUCUGUGUUUGAGUUGCUUUAUUGUAUCUUAUUCUUAGUGUUAAGACAGAAUAGCGUAAUUUUUUAAACUUACAAUUCAAAAUUUGUGCUGUCAAAACUUUGAUUUCAAUGUCAGAUUUUAUACUUGUUUUGUGAGUUAAUUUAAAAAUUAAUUUAUUUUGUAUCCUUAAUUGUAAAUUCAGAUUUAUUUUUUAUCAUUUCAAGAAAAUGUGUGUAGCAGCUUCAAUAGUAUACUUUGCCACACACAGUUGGCUCAUUGUAGAAUACAAUUUUUAAAUGAAUUUUUGAGAGCUUGUCCUUUUUUGUGACUCGUAUUUAGUGUUUACUAAACUACCAUAUACAACCUUUUUUGUACAAAAAAAAAAUGUAGUUCAGAGAAACUAAUAUUUAUGUAUUUUAACUGAAGUAUUGGUUUUGUAGGUCUAAAUAAGGAAAAUUUCAACUUUGGGUGAAGAAAAAAAAUGUUGGAUUAUGCAUGGUGUGAACAAUCAUUUGAUCUACUCUAAUAUUUUUUAAUGGUGUUUUCAGGCACAGUUGGUGCUUUUUUUUUUGCAUACUUUUUAGUUCUUACAGUUCUAAUUGCAAUGGAAAGAUCCAUUUUUGUGUUUUUGUUAAGCUUUUCACAAUUUAACAUUUUUUAAACAGUUAAGUGCUUUUAAAAAAUAUUUUAAGUUACAGUUAAUUGUUUUUCGUUAAUUGUUCAGUUGUUUUUUUUUUCAAAGUUUGAAAAUUUCCCUUUUUAAAAAAAAAAAGUGACAGCCAGUUUUUUUUUAAUUGCUGAUUUUUAAGAAAGAAUUUUGGCAGAGAUUUGUUUUGAAGGUGCCUUAAUUAAAUAAAGAUGUUUUUAAAAUAGCGGUUUUUUCAUUUUUAAGCAAAGCAAGAAAUGACUAUUAAAACUGUGCAAGUUGUGAUAAUUAUUGAAAAGUAAGGUAUGGUGUUCUCACCACCUAAGGCAAUUCAUGCAAGUUAUUACCAAAGCAUGCUUUCAGAAUAUGUGAUAGUUUGGUCUGUUUUAUAAACUCUUGUUCACUGGUGUCAGUUGACAUGGAAAAUUGAAAAAAUAAAAUAUUGGAAGAAAAAAAAUGCAGAUAGGAAAUUAUUCCUUAAUGUACCCUUUUUUAAAAAAAAAAAGAUAUAUCUAAUGCAAUAAUUUCUCACACAUUGUAUGCUUUUUUUUUCCUCUUCUCACCCCCUUCUUUCUAUGCAUUUUUUAAACACUUGCUUUGUGCUUAAGUUAAGGGGCAUUGUUUUACCUAUUGGUAGACAUGUCACUUAACUUGUAACAGAGUAUGGUAGGGUGUAUGGUGCAGUCAGGGUAAGUCUAUUGCUUUCUGUGUGCCCAUAAAGUUUGUAUGGACUGAGUUACCUCACUACAUAUUAUCUUCUGCUGCUGCUAUAGGGCUAGCUCCCUUGUCCAUUAUUAAAAGUAUAUUUCUAGAAAAUCAUGUACAUUUAUCAAUUCAUUGUAAUAUUGUCAUUAGUAUUCACUGGAAAAAAAAAACUUUACUGCUCUGCCAUAUUUCUUGGUUCUCAUGUCAGCAAUUAUGUGAGGGGAUAAUUUUUUUUUUAAUCAAUACACUAUUUUGA
Physella acuta is the source of this 6979-nucleotide messenger RNA. Its product is annotated as protein Smaug homolog 2. Gene Ontology annotation, biological process: nuclear-transcribed mRNA poly(A) tail shortening; regulation of mRNA stability; negative regulation of translation. The record is from RefSeq and is a predicted model, not a curated record. Gene Ontology annotation, molecular function: mRNA binding; translation repressor activity; protein binding. Lineage: Eukaryota; Metazoa; Mollusca; Gastropoda; Physidae. Gene Ontology annotation, cellular component: P-body.